UCCACUCGGUUGGUGUUGCUAAGCAACAGCUACUGCUUGAAGUUGGUACCCGACCAGUCGUCCGUUUACGUGCUUCUAUGCAUUGUGUUUUGAUACGCGAACCAUCUAUUGUUUUUUACACCAGAGAUUCUUCAUUCAGCAAAUAAUAAUAAACUCCGUCAAUUAAGUUGUUUGACAAAACUGAGACAAGAUGAGUUUGUCUACAUCCUACAGGUUUGAGGCCAACACAGCCACAAAUCAGAAGAGUUUACAGAAAACUCUGCAGCCACAAAAAGAACGAAUAAAGUAUGAUGAGCUAAUGGCAACUCGAGAGUCAGUUGUUAAAGACGAGCUUGAACUCAAUCAAAAAGCUUUAUGGUCGGAGAAUCUAGAAGAAGCCAGCGAGUUCCGAAGAGUGAAAGAACUAGCGGCUCAACUCAAAAGUGAAAUCAAAUUCGCCAGCAAAGGCUUGAUUGAGGUAAGACGAGCAGCACUGAGACAAAGACUUGACAGAGAAUAUGCAAUGUAUGAAGAGGAACUACACGCCAGAGGAAAGGCUUUUUACUUCAAGCGAGAAUGAACAUCACCUCUAACAAAUCCUCCAUCUUUUACAAGAAACUGGACUUUAACUUAUGUCUUAUUUUGUUUGGUUUAAUAACUUGGAUUAUUUUGCACCAAAAUCACAUUGUUGCAAUUAAGUUACUUACUAUUAUUGAACCACAACUGUCAAUAACUAUAGAAAAACAAAAACCAAAUUUUUGAAGGAGAUGUUUUAUUCAUAUUACCUGGCUCUCACGUUUCCUAAAAUGAUUACUCGGCUGUCAAAACUUUUUACAAUUUUGACCACUCGGCUGCUACUCUCAUAUCCCCUCAGCCAAAACAUUUGUUGGGGGUUUCGAUUUUGUUUGGAGAGAGAGAGAGAGGGAUCACCUUUACAUCACACGGCAAGAAGGCCACUUCAUUACUCUAUGUUCAAAGUGAGGGCUACACUUAACGGACUGGGGCUAAAUCAACUGCAAACAGGGGCACGUUGCCUCCUACUCCAGGAGCUGAAAUAAUGUUACCCUCUUCACAGUCAGUAGACUAGGAGCCUGACUGGUACAAAAUCCAAGUGUUAUGAUGCGAAACGUGCCAUGCUUGUGUUUUCUAGGAUCAGACUUUAAAUAACUGGUGAUCAAUAACCUGUCAUUUCUUUAUAAACACCUGAUAAUUGUUUUCUUUAAAACCAACUCGGUGUCAAAGUGCAAACUUUCCAUAAAUGCUAUUCUGAUGUUGUGCUAAUUGCUUGAGAUGGAUCUGCAGUGGGCCUUCGAUAUAACAAGAUCUCUGGGACUGGUUUAAGGCACUGGGGUCGAUUUCACAAACAGUUAGGACUAGUCCUAUAAGAGAUAUCAAAAACGUACAGCUAGUCUU
Molecule: messenger RNA, 1392 nt
Organism: Asterias rubens (European starfish)
Lineage: Eukaryota; Metazoa; Echinodermata; Asteroidea; Forcipulatida; Asteriidae
Exons: 4
Coding region: 191-559 (122 amino acids)
Source: RefSeq, a predicted model, not a curated record